AAGGUGGGAAUGGAAGAAGAAGAAGAAGAAGCGUACGGUGACCAAAGCGCGAAGCUUUUCUCCAUCAUCUCUCUCUCUGGUGCUCUUCAACAAUUUCAUGUCCAUCUUGCCUCCUGAAGCCCAAGGAUCCGAUUCGUCAUCUUCUUCAUUUGCUCAUUCCCUAAACCCUAAUUCCCACCAUGGACAAAGCUUCUUCCCUUCUCUUUCCCAAUCUCACGAUUUCCAAACCCCGUGUCCCCGAUCUCCCACCGCCAUGUCCCCGUCCUCCACCAAUUCAGGCACGUUGGUUUCACGUUCAGGAAAUUCUGGGGGGAUUUCCCAAGAGGUGACUGAGUUGGGGACACCAAGUACUGGUAAGACAUCACCUGACCAUAAUACCAACACAUAUUGUCAGAGCUCCUCUGGUGGACGAGGGGGUGGAUCGACCCACGCUAGAGGGAAAUCCCCUGGAAGCAGAGUUUCCCAUCGAAACCAACAAAGUAGCGGAUCUGCAAAUUCUCAUGGAAGCUCCACGCCCUCUGGGGGAAGAAGGUCCCAGUUGAUGAGUGGCAACCACUUGUUAAAUUUCCAUUAUGACCCCAUUUCUCGUCCUCAGCCAAGGGCCCCUCCUCCAAGAAGACAACAGAAGUUAAAGCCUUACAACAAGGAUCUAUUUCUUCAGGCAAACUACAAAUUUGUGGUGUUAGAUACGGGAAACUAUACGCCUGAAUCAAUGGAUCCGGACAAAAUGUUACGGUGGGAGGACAUUAUAUGCGUGAGAUACUCUACCCCAUCUGAAGUACAAUGUCCAAUUUGUCUAGAGGCUCCUCUCUGUCCUCAAAUAACAUCGUGUGGGCAUAUAUUUUGUUUCCCUUGCAUCCUACGAUACUUGUUAAUGGGGAAGGAGGAUGAAAAAGGUGACUGCUGGAAAAGAUGCCCUCUAUGCUUUGUGAUGAUAUCACCUAAGGAUUUGUAUACCAUCUCCAUUGAGAAUGUUAAGCAGUACAAUGUUGGUGAUACAUUGGAAUUUUCUCUUUUAACUCGACAAAAGGAUUCAUAUACGCUGUCUCAGAAAAACAGACGGGAGAAAGGUAUCAGCUUAGAGGCGGACUGUCCUGCAGAAAGCUAUGACCCAUUUGCAAAGUUUACAUUUACGUCCGAUGUGGAUCUCUCAGUGAGAAAAGCGAUAGCUGAUCUAGAUAGUUGGUUAGUAAAGGCUGAUGCUGGGCUUGUUGAUGACCUAGAGAAGCUUCCGUAUGUAUGUGCUGCAAUGGAGCACUUAGAACAAAGAAAGAAGUAUUGGAAUGAGCACCAGGCUUGUGAUAGUGUUAAUUCUUCUAAAUAUCUUGAUUGCAAUACUGGUUCUUACGUUAUACAACCAAAGACUACUAAUAAUAACCGUGAACGUGAGGUAUCGAAUUCCAGGGUUCAAACUUUGUCUCGUGUACUCGAUGAUGAAAAUAAAUGUUUGGGCAACUUGGGGAGUGAUAACGUAGCUGCGGGGGCUUGCUCUGAUCAAUCUGUAGAUGUUGUAUCUUCGGAGGGCCAAGAGAAUGUUUUAUCUUCUUCAUAUGAUGAAAGCAAGGGUGUUCUGGGGAAAUUAAAGGGCUCUAGAGAUGUGAAGGAGAAGGACGCAUAUAGUUUUUACCAGGCUACUGAUGGUCAGCAUAUCAUUCUUCAUGCUUUGAACAUGAAGUGUCUUCUGCAUCAUUUUGGGAUCCAUGAUUUGCUACCUGACAGAAUCAGUGGAAAGAUUCUGCAGUUAGAGACAGUGACUCAAUCAGAAGCUGCAAGGAGGCGUUUUCGCUUUUUGAGCCAUUUUUCUUUAACUACAACGUUUCAGUUCUGUGAAAUUGAUUUGAGCGACUCGUUGCCUGCUGAUGCCCUGCAACCAUUUAUGGAUGAAAUAAAGAAACGUGAGAAGCAAAGGAAGCAAGUUGCUCGGAAGGAGCGGAAAGAGAAAAUCAAGGCUGAAGCUUCUAUGGAGGGUCCAAUGCCUAUAGUCUCCCGUUUUGAGCACUCAUUUCAGGACGAAUCUCCUAUUUUCUCAAUGGAUGACUUUGAAGCCCUGGGAACUUCAACCCCGACAUCAUCGAGCCCUCCGAUUGUUGGCGAACGAAAACUCUUUUCAAGUGUAACACGGCUUGGUUUUGCUGCUGGACAUGACUCUCCAGCUUUGAAAAUUGAGGAGAACAACUCUCAGGAUGACAACCAAAUGAUAAGGGAUUCUUCUGGUGUAACUGGCCCAAGAAAUAAUGCAGGCACACCUUCAUUCGCCAACAUAAUAUCUAGAGCUGAAUCUGUUGAAAGCUUGGGGGCACGGAAGAUGAAUGAUUUGGGAAAGAAGGGGAAGAAACCAAGUCGUGUUCUCUUGUCAACGGCCGGUGGUCGGCGCUAUUGAUUGUCCUGAUGCGGGUUUUCCUUUUUCCUUGAUGAAAUGAAGUAGUUUGUGAACUAUAAAAUAUUAUCUGUGCAGAUGACAUUAGUCAAACACUCGUUUUUCGUCAACUCCCAAGGCACUUGAUGCCUCUUUUUCUUUUCUUUUUUUCUUUUCUUUUUUUUUUUUCCCGUUUUGGGCAGCCAGUGUAUAAAUUGUACAAAAGUCCUCUGCGUUGGUCAUGUCUGACAGUAGUCUUGCUUAUUUUGCUGUUAUCAAAUCUGGCUGAUAUGAUGGAUAUAAAUAACGGCUAAUAUCCCCA
This is a messenger RNA of Morus notabilis, 2678 nucleotides long. RefSeq names its product RING finger protein 10. The transcript has 9 exons. The coding region runs from base 98 to 2380 and encodes 760 amino acids. The record is from RefSeq and is a predicted model, not a curated record. Gene Ontology annotation, molecular function: metal ion binding; transcription cis-regulatory region binding. Gene Ontology annotation, biological process: positive regulation of transcription by RNA polymerase II. NCBI's taxonomy places the organism in Eukaryota, Viridiplantae, Streptophyta, Magnoliopsida, Rosales, Moraceae.